AAAAACGAAACCGCUGUCAACAGACGUGGAUGUGGAAUAUACAUUUUAAAUUUUUCUCAAUUUACAUUUUAUUUAUUCGAAAACUCUUGCAAAUAAGAAAACAUAAUUUAAUUUAAAAAAAACACACCAAUUCCAAAUGUGAUCAUAUUAAUAUAGAAUGGAUAAAACGCACAUCUUCAAGGCUUGCUUAAAAGCCAUCAAAGACGACACACAUCCUGUUCCAGAUAAAAAUCGUAUCCUCCAAACUCGUCCCAGAGAUGAAUUCGCAAAACAGGCCAAGGAUGCUUGCAACAAAAUCACCACCUUGAGGAAUGUUUUGCUGGAAAAUCGUUCGGCUUACAUGAAGAUAGGAAUGCACCUAAAAUCCUCCGCCCAGAUGACCGACGGACAGAGAGAUCUAAUCGACCGAGAAUCGGAAAAGUUUGUUAACUUCUAUACUGUACAUCUGGCUCAAUUGCGCAGCGAUUGGAAGAAGAUCAAACGAAAACGACAACAUCAACAACACAUCGAGGUUGUUCUCGAUAUGUUGACCGAGUAUCUGAAGAAUGUGUAUGACAUUUUUCUGGAACAAAAGAAAUACAGGGUCCAACAUGAGCUAGAUAGUUAUCGUCUUCUCAAGUUGGCUUCGGAUAAGAAGAAAAUUCCAGUUCGACCUGGUGGAGAGAUUGUGAAGAAACCUUUGACGGGCAAACUUUCCUCUGACUCGAGUGAAGAAUAUAUUCCCAAUGGUAGUGACCAUGAAAGACACCAUUCGUUAUCCAAUGGACAAGAUCGGUCUUCCCAAUCCCAUCGAGGUUUAGAUUCAGAGAGUGAGGAUUAUGAUGAAGAUGGCAAUGAUGAUUAUUUUGACGGCAAUCCAACAAGUAGCCAAUUGAGUCGAAUUAGACAAAAACUAGAAACAACCGAAGCAAAAGUAGCUCUCGAUGAAGACAUCCAGAAAUCUCAGCAAUUAGUUGAUGAGGAAACUAAAGAACUCAGUCCCGAAGACAUUCAAAUGUUCGAAGAGGAAAAUGUUCAGCUGUUCCACGAGCUCCAGGGACUAUCGGAAGAAGUAGAGUUGAUUGAAAAAAAUGUGGUUGAUAUUGCCCAGCUGCAGGAUAUAUUCACAGAGAAGGUAUCUCUACAAAAACACAAUAUCGAGAGGAUAGCUAAUGCAGUUAUAGGAGCGACAGAAAACGUUAAGGAUGCCAAUGAGCAAAUAAAGCAAGCAAUUCAACGCAAUGCAGGCCUUCGAGUCUGGUCGUUAUUCUUUCUGUUAGUUAUGUCCUUCGCUUUGUUAUUUUUAGAUUGGUACUAUGAUUAAAACAAAAGUAUAUUAUAAUAUAUAAUUAAUUAAAAAUUAA
This is a messenger RNA of Eupeodes corollae, 1343 nucleotides long. It is a transcript of the gene Syx18, whose product is annotated as syntaxin-18. Gene Ontology annotation, biological process: retrograde vesicle-mediated transport, Golgi to endoplasmic reticulum. Gene Ontology annotation, cellular component: endoplasmic reticulum; SNARE complex. Lineage: Eukaryota; Metazoa; Arthropoda; Insecta; Diptera; Syrphidae. The transcript is spliced from 2 exons. Bases 158 to 1303 code for a protein of 381 amino acids. The record is from RefSeq and is a predicted model, not a curated record.